Messenger RNA from Carcharodon carcharias (great white shark), 2664 nucleotides. RefSeq names its product hyaluronoglucosaminidase 6 (gene hyal6). Bases 106 to 1602 code for a protein of 498 amino acids. NCBI's taxonomy places the organism in Eukaryota, Metazoa, Chordata, Chondrichthyes, Lamniformes, Lamnidae. Gene Ontology annotation, biological process: carbohydrate metabolic process; hyaluronan catabolic process. The record is from RefSeq and is a predicted model, not a curated record. The transcript has 4 exons. Gene Ontology annotation, molecular function: hyalurononglucosaminidase activity.
CAUAAGGUGGAGCAUAACAAUGUAUUAAAGCAACAGCCUGAGACAUGCAGGAACUUUCAGAGAUCUGUUGAAUGUUGUUUGAUUGAAGACAAAGGGAGAGGCGAAAUGCCAUCUGACUGGAAGAUGAGUGCCAUGAGUGCUGCAGCCAUUCCCAAGAAGUUGUUUGCAAGAAAACUGGUGCUUAUAUUCAUAUUGCAGAUGACAAGUGGCCAAUACUUUAAGCAAGCAAAAUCUCCAGUGCUUCCACACAACCCAUUUAUUGUUGUGUGGAAUGCCCCAACAGAACAGUGCAGGCUUAAGUACAAGGUAGAUCUGGACCUCAGUGUUUUUGAUAUAUUUUCAAACUCCAAUGAGACACUCAGUGGGUCAGCCAUUACCAUAUUUUAUCACAAUCAUCUGGGAAAGUACCCUUAUUUCAACAGAAAAAAGAUUCCUAUAAAUGGAGGAAUCCCCCAGAACAAUAGCCUUAAAGAACAUUUGAACAAAGCCAGGGCUGACAUUGAGAAAUUCAUUCCAGUUGAAGACUUCAGUGGUCUUGGGGUGAUUGACUGGGAAGAUUGGAGACCUCUGUGGGUCCGAAACUGGGGUCACAAAAAUAUCUAUCGGAAAAAGUCCAUACAAGCUGUGAGAAAGCUUCAUCCUGACUGGACAGACAAUCAAAUUAAAUUAGAAGCCAGGAGAGAAUAUGAAGAUGCUGGGUGGAAAUUUAUGAAUAAAACACUGGGGUUAGCAGAGAAGAUUAGACCCGAUGGCCUCUGGGGGUUCUAUCUCUUUCCAGACUGCUAUAAUCAUCACUAUAAGAAAGACCCAAAGAAAUAUAAUGGCAAGUGUCCUGCAAUUGAAUAUAAACGUAAUGACAAGUUACUCUGGUUAUGGAAAGAAAGUGGCGCUCUUUAUCCUUCUAUUUACCUGCAACUUGGAUUGAAAUCAAGUCCAAAUGCACUGAAAUUUGUCCAUUACCGACUGAAAGAAGCUAUCAGAUUAGCCUCCAUAGCUAAAAAGGAUUAUGUUCUCCCGGUCUUUGCAUAUGGACGGCCAUUUUAUGCGUAUGCAUUUGAGGCUCUCACUGAGAUUGACUUGGUUCAUACAGUUGGUGAGAGUGCUGCCAUGGGAACGGCAGGAAUCAUUCUUUGGGGCAGCAUUAAUUAUGCAAGAUCAAAGAAUCAUUGUUUAACAGUGAAGCAGUACAUAGAUGGUCUCCUGGGACAUUAUGUUGUUAAUGUGACAUCUGCCACAAAGUUGUGCAGCAAACAUCUUUGCAAGAGACAUGGGAGGUGUGUGAGAAAGAACAUUGACUCCAAAGCCUACCUCCACCUGGACCCAAGCAGUUUCAAAAUCCGAACCAAUCCUGAAGGAGUAUAUCCCAGAUUUUCUGUGAAAGGGAGAAUAAACGCAAGGGACAUCAAAGCCAUGAAACAGAAGUUCACAUGUCAGUGUUACGAAGGUUGGACUGGGAUCUCCUGUGAAGUACCAGUUCUCAACAUUCCUUUAGUGGAUAGAAGUAUCCAGAGCACAAUGUCUGGAACAAAUUCAGCACCACUUUCAUUGGCCAGUAUUGUUGUCUUUCAGCUGGUCAUUAAAACCCUUAAUUUACAAUGUUAGAAGAAGCCUCAUUAUUUUGUAAAUGGUUGAUGUUACAAAGACAUGAUUUUAUCUGAUGUGUGAAAAUGGAUGUGGACAAUGAUUCAAGAAAGGACUUGGCUGGACAGUGAUUUAUUUACUUUCUCAGUAACCAAUAUUACAGUUCCAAAUCAUAUUAUUCCUGAUUAUUUCAGGAACAGCUGGAAAACUCCGUCCAAUGAGAAAGAAAAUUUAGGAGAAUGAAUUUUUCACAUUUGUUUUUGCAAAUAUGUUUUCUUCCUUCAUUAGUUCUCCACACACCAUGUUCUGCUAGAAGUGGACAGAUGCCAUGUUUCUUGGUCACUGCUACUCCAAGCCUAAUAAUUCAAGAUAGUUUGAUGUUAAUAAUGUGACUGGGACAACCAUAGUGGCUCAAGUGAUUCAAACAGCGAACAACUGGCCAUACUAGAAUCUAAGGCUCAGUCCCCACUAUUGGGCAAGUUGACUGAUCAUAGUCAAGACAAUGGUUGGAAUACUAUAAUUGGCCUCAGGGCCCUGAUUUAGGAGGGGAGUGAGGGGAUGACUGACGUGGCACCUGAUGGAUCCUAUAGCUCUGCUGGAGAUGCAUAUGUUUGGAUGUUGGGUUAUGAUACUGCUUGGUUUCACACAUGGUAAAGUAACUUGCCAACAUUCACUGUCUUGGCUUGCAAUUGAAUGAUUCUCACUUGGGUGAGGAACUGGAGUGCAAUUAACACCUAUGGAAUAGUGUCCAACAAAGAAUCAACAUGUUCAGGAAGGGAGGGAAGAAAAUUCCAAAAAAUUAAAAUGUUUUCAAAAAAUGUGUAAAACAUUUCACAAAUUGCCAUGAACAUUGGAGGUGCCAGAAUGUAGAAUAAAGUAUUCUUUCAAAUUGCAAAUAUACUUAGCCACAGAAAAUAGUUGGGAUGAUUUGUUAACAUAUUCUAUUUUUUUUUGUUAUUGCCUGUGUAACUUAAAGCACAGGUACUCCUUCAUUGCUGUUGGAGCAAAAAACACUAAUAUUUCAAUUCUAAUCAUGUAUAGUGAAAGCUUGAAAAUAAAAAGAUUCAAUUAAUUCAUGCAAAA